CGCCUGGAAAAAUCCCACCUGGCGUAGGGUGCCACCACCACGCACUACCUACGAGGAUGCCGCGGCGAGCGCCCUUGAGUAUCCCUCCGGUGCCCUCGAAGAACUCGCGUGCGAGCCCACCUCCUCCCAUCUAGCCGCAAAAAGCCACGGAUGGCGCAGACCCGUGGGGGUAUACCUCUGCUAAGGCAGCCGGAUAAUGCACCGAAAAUCCAGCUCGUGGAGGCGUUUGCGCCCACAUGAACCCAUCCAUCACCUCAAAAUCCUCGGCCCCUCAAGUUCUGAAUGGCGAUUUUCCCGCGCCAUGUGUUCCCCAGGGGGGCGGGGCCUCUUGGAAUUCCCUUUCGGGCUCGAUUUGCUCCUGGAGACCGAGCUAGAUUUCGUAUUGCGACUGUCUUAUGAUGCCCUUGCUCUCGGCAGAUCGAUGGGACUGAAAGCUCUAGCCCUCUUGAAAGUUUGAUAUGGUGAAAACACACCUUCCUCUUGGAGACCACGCGGUGAGACAAUAAAUAGCCAGCAGCAUCCCCUCUGUCGUUUGUGUUUGAACUUUUCAGCCUUCCUUUUGCCCCUCUCUCCCCUCUCCCUCCGGAUUUAGAGUAUUGCCCUGGACUUGUGGGCAUACGAGGGCCUCGACUGACCAAUCUAACAUCGCGUGUCAUUCGUGGGACAUUCCUUCAAGCUAUUUGCCACGUCUCGCGUACUUUGACUCGAAAGAUUAGCCAAGAUGGGAUCUAUCGGUUACAAGGUGACGGACAACCUAUAUGCUCAUCCGUUGAUAUCAGAAAGAGCAAUCGACGAGCCGAGGCCACUCAAAGUCAUCUACAUCGGUGCCGGCGUCUCUGGGAUUUGUGCUGCGAUCCAGUUCCCUCGGUUCUUGCCGAACGUAGAGCUUGCAAUCUAUGAGAAGAAUCCAGAUGUGGGAGGUACCUGGUUUGAGAAUCGGUACCCCGGGUGCGCCUGUGAUAUCCCUGCUCAUUCAUACCAACUGAGCUUCGAGUCAGAGGUCCACUGGAGCAAAUUCUAUGCCGGGGCACCGGAAAUUCUUCAAUACUGGAAACGAGUGGCCGACAAGUAUGACGUGAAGAAAUAUAUGAAAUUCAGCCACAAAUGUAUAGAAGCUCGGUGGAACGAGGAAACCUCGAAAUGGCACGUCAAGUUCCAAAAAUCCGACACCGACGAGGUCGUGGAGGACAUUGGCGAUGUCUUCAUGACCGGCACUGGUGUGCUCAACGAAUGGAAGUGGCCAGACAUCAAAGGUCUGCAUGAUUUCAAGGGGAAACUGCUGCAUAGCGCCAACUGGGAUUCUGAUUAUGACAUAUCAGGCAAAGAAAUCGCGGUCAUUGGCGCCGGCAGCAGCGGCAUCCAGAUCGUUGCCAACCUGCAACCCAAAGUCAAAUCAAUGGACCACUAUGUGCGUGGACGGACGUGGAUCGCAGCAUCGUUUGGUAACGAGCUUGUUCGAGAGCGGAACGAUGGCCAGGACGGGAACUUUGACUAUACACAGGAGGAAAUGGAGGCGUGGAAAAAGGAUCCUGAAUCUUACGUCAAAUAUCGCAAGGCUCUCGAGAUCGGCAUGCAAGGCUGCUUUGCCCUAACGCACCGAGGGACGAAAGAGCACGAAGGUGCGUGGUCAGCAUUCAACCAGGAUAUGAGGAACCGAUUGGACAAGAAACCAGAGAUCGCCGAACAUCUCAUCCCCGAAUUUCCACCUCUCUGCAAGCGGUUGACUCCUGGUCCUGGGUAUCUUGAAGCCUUGGUCGCCGACAAUGUCAACGUGAUCCCAACGAGGAUCUCACAUAUUGAUGAGACCGGGAUUGUGACAACUGAUGGCAAACAUCGACCCGUCGAAGCGAUUGUCUGUGCUACAGGAUUCGACACGUCCUUCCAGGGCCGAUUCCCCGUCUACGGACGUGGCGGAGUCAAUCUUCAAGAUCGCUACCGAGAACGACCAGAGACGUACCUCAGUCUGUGCACCGACCAGUUCCCCAACUUCUUCCAGUCACUUGGCCCGAAUGCUGGAGUUGGCAAUGGCAAUCUUCUGAUCAUUAUCGAAGCAGUCGCAAACUAUGUCGGGCAGAUUCUCCAGAGACUUGGACAAGGGAACACCAAGACCAUCGAGCCCAAGAGGAAAGCUGUGGAGAACUUCACGAAUUACUGUGACGCCUUCUUCAAGCGCACGGUCUUCUCAGCGGAAUGCGGAAGUUGGUACAAGUCCUCACCACCCAACGCGACACCCGAAGAGCGAAAGCGAGGCCGGGUGACGGCGUUAUGGCCCGGGAGCAGUAUACAUGCCGUCAAGGCCCUUGAGAAGGUGCGGUUUGACGACUUUGAAAUGACCCCGGCCGAUGGCAAUGAGUUUGGAUGGUUCGGCGACGGAUGGGCGUCGGCGGAGAGAACGGGCGAUGUGGAGGGUUUGACAUGGUACCUGAACAACACCCGCUUCACGCACGAACCACUGGAGAAGGGCGAGAAGUUGAUUGUGACCGAGGAUAAGAUCGUGACCAACGGGGAUGCAGACGGUGCCAAGAAGGGCGAGAUUGCAAAGGAGUUUCGAGUGCCUGACGGGAUUGUUGCGACAUGAAGGCAAAUUAGUACGUCGAGUUCUAUAUAGCUAUACCUCGCACCUGUCCACACGGCAUCCCACGUCCAUUGACAUGACUUGUGCUUUGUAGACUAAAAUACGAGGCUAUACCUCAGAAGGCGAAUGUAGCCAGUCCGGGGCCUCGAUGUAUCAGGGCAUCUCCGCUUCCAUGCCCAAUGGAUUGAAUGCCUUGCUCAUGACUCAAUUGCUGGAGAAGAUACGGGGAUCUAUCUCUAUCGCC
This is a messenger RNA of Cladophialophora immunda, 2819 nucleotides long. RefSeq lists its product as uncharacterized. The record is from RefSeq and is a predicted model, not a curated record. The transcript has 3 exons. NCBI's taxonomy places the organism in Eukaryota, Fungi, Ascomycota, Eurotiomycetes, Chaetothyriales, Herpotrichiellaceae. Gene Ontology annotation, molecular function: flavin adenine dinucleotide binding; N,N-dimethylaniline monooxygenase activity; NADP binding. Bases 722 to 2578 code for a protein of 618 amino acids.